AGAUUGUUGAUAAGGACUCGUUGAGUAUGUUUUACAACGGAUGCAUGACAAUUGUAACCCAAAACGGCGAAAGUGGAACCAGAUUGUGGAUGAGAGGGCUGAAUUCCAAUGGAGCAAGAAGUUUAGCCCUUUGGAGCCUCAAGACCCAUUGGGUACAUUCUAUGAUGGCUGCCUUACAAUGUUAACUCAAAGGACUUUCAGGGAGUUUGAAUACUCAACUCGUGAAAGCCCUAGAGUUAGUGCAAAGAUCUCAGAGGUGGCCAUGCGUCCUCAGAACGUUUUUGCAAGUUUUGCUAGCGGUAUAAUAGGUGAAGAUUCACCUUACAUCAAGAUGAAGUCCUACAAAGGACUAGAUGGAGCUUUCGCAAGUUUCCGGUUUCUCAUCCCAGUUGUGAUAGCUGGCGGUUUCAAAGCCUACAAAAUGUGCAUCUCUUACAAGGAAAAGAGGUUAAAGAUUUUGAAACAACAAAAGUCAUAUGAAGUCAUCGACCAAAGGUGAGUCUUAUUAUUUUUUUAAUAAUCAUGAAAGUGAUAA
This is a messenger RNA of Arabidopsis arenosa, 535 nucleotides long. The record is from the annotation of a GenBank genome assembly. NCBI's taxonomy places the organism in Eukaryota, Viridiplantae, Streptophyta, Magnoliopsida, Brassicales, Brassicaceae.